Molecule: messenger RNA, 5769 nt
Organism: Cebus imitator (Panamanian white-faced capuchin)
Lineage: Eukaryota; Metazoa; Chordata; Mammalia; Primates; Cebidae
Gene: TRPM1
Product: transient receptor potential cation channel subfamily M member 1
Exons: 28
Coding region: 533-5311 (1592 amino acids)
Biological process (GO): calcium ion transport into cytosol; protein tetramerization
Cellular component (GO): membrane
Molecular function (GO): calcium channel activity
Source: RefSeq, a predicted model, not a curated record
AUCCCAAGGCUGCCUUUGUGGGAUUCCACACAGCACAGCCUGGAAGCUUGGGCCCUGGCUUCCUUUUCUGGCCUGGGAGCCAGGUCACGGGGCCAUCACCUCACAAGGAUCAUGAGGGCCCAGGCCCAAGUGCUCACAUGAUCCUCAUGGGGACUGCUCCUCUUAAAGGGCGGGCCCUCCUCUCCCAGCUCCCUGUCUUGGCCAACCCGGAGGCUGGAGGAGCCUGGGUAGGGCCCUCUCUGUUCCACUGCUGUGGCAGGGUCAGAAAUGUUGGAUAGAGAAAACCUUUUGCAAACGGGAAUGUAUCUUUGUAAUUCCCAGCCCGAAAGACCCUAACAGGUGUUGCUGUGGCCAGUUCACCAGCCAGCAUAUACCCCCUCUGCCGAGUGCAACACCCAGCAAAAAUGAAGAGGAAAACCAACAGGUGGAGGCUCAGCCUGAGAAAUGGUCUGUCGCCAAGCACACCCAGAGCUACCCAACGGAUUCCUAUGGAGUUCUUGAAUUCCAGGGUGGCGGAUACUCCAAUAAAGCCAUGUAUAUCCGUGUGUCCUAUGACACCAAGCCAGACUCGCUGCUGCAUCUCAUGGUGAAAGACUGGCAGCUGGAACUCCCCAAGCUUUUAAUAUCUGUGCAUGGAGGCCUCCAGAACUUUGAGAUGCAGCCCAAGCUGAAGCAAGUCUUUGGGAAAGGCCUGAUCAAGGCUGCCAUGACCACGGGGGCCUGGAUCUUCACCGGGGGUGUCAGCACAGGUGUCAUCAGCCACGUGGGGGAUGCCUUGAAAGACCACUCCUCCAAGUCCAGAGGCCGGGUUUGUGCUAUAGGAAUUGCUCCAUGGGGCAUCGUGGAGAAUAAGGAAGACCUGGUUGGAAAGGAUGUAACAAGAGUGUACCAGACCAUGUCCAACCCUCUAAGUAAGCUCUCUGUGCUCAACAACUCCCACACCCACUUCAUCCUGGCUGACAAUGGCACCCUGGGCAAGUAUGGUGCCGAGGUGAAGCUGCGAAGGCUGCUGGAAAAGCAUAUCUCCCUGCAGAAGAUCAACACAAGACUGGGGCAGGGCGUGCCCCUCGUGGGCCUCGUGGUGGAGGGGGGCCCUAACGUGGCGUCCAUCGUCUUGGAAUACCUGCGAGAAGACCCUCCUGUCCCCGUGGUGAUUUGCGAUGGCAGCGGACGCGCCUCGGACAUCCUGUCCUUUGCGCACAAGUACUGUGAAGAAGGCGGGAUAAUAAAUGAGUCCCUCAGGGAGCAGCUUCUAGUUACCAUUCAGAAAACAUUUAAUUACAAUAAGGCACAAUCGCAUCAGCUGUUUGCAAUUAUAAUGGAGUGCAUGAAGAAAAAAGAACUCGUCACUGUAUUCAGAAUGGGUUCUGAGGGCCAGCAGGACAUCGAGAUGGCAAUUUUAACUGCCCUGCUGAAAGGAACAAAUGUAUCUGCUCCAGAUCAGCUGAGCUUGGCACUGGCUUGGAACCGCGUGGACAUAGCACGAAGCCAGAUCUUUGUCUUUGGGCCCCACUGGCCGCCCCUGGGAAGCCUGGCCCCGCCAAUGGACAGCAAAGCCACAGAGAAGGAGAAGAAGCCACCCACAGCAACCACCAAGGGAGGAAGAGGAAAAGGAAAAGGCAAGAAGAAAGGGAAAGUGAAAGAGGAAGUAGAGGAAGAAACUGAUCCCCGGAAGAUAGAGCUGCUGAACUGGGUGAAUGCUUUGGAGCAAGCGAUGUUGGAUGCUUUAGUCUUAGAUCGUGUUGACUUUGUGAAGCUCCUGAUUGAAAACGGAGUGAACAUGCAACACUUUCUGACCAUUCCGAGGCUGGAGGAGCUUUAUAACACAAGACUGGGUCCACCAAACACACUUCAUCUGCUGGUGAGGGAUGUGAAAAAGAGCAACCUUCCACCCGAUUACCACAUCAGCCUCAUAGACAUCGGGCUCGUACUGGAGUACCUCAUGGGAGGAGCCUACCGCUGCAACUAUACUCGGAAGAGCUUUCGCACCCUCUACAACAACUUGUUCGGACCCAAGAGGCCUAAAGCUCUUAAACUUCUGGGAAUGGAAGAUGAUGAGCCUCCAGCUAAAGGGAAGAAAAAGAAAAAGAAGAAAAAGGAGGAAGAGAUCGACAUCGAUGUGGACGACCCCGCCGUGAGUCGGUUCCAGUACCCCUUCCAUGAGCUGAUGGUGUGGGCCGUGCUGAUGAAACGCCAGAAAAUGGCGGUGUUCCUCUGGCAGCGAGGGGAAGAGAGCAUGGCCAAGGCCCUGGUGGCCUGCAAGCUCUACAAGGCCAUGGCCCACGAGUCCUCCGAGAGCGAUCUGGUGGAUGACAUCUCCCAGGACUUGGAUAACAAUUCCAAAGACUUCGGCCAGCUUGCUUUGGAUUUAUUAGACCAAUCCUAUAAGCACGACGAGCAGAUUGCCAUGAAACUCCUGACCUAUGAGCUGAAAAACUGGAGCAACUCGACCUGCCUCAAACUGGCUGUGGCAGCCAAACACCGGGACUUCAUUGCUCACACCUGCAGCCAGAUGCUGCUGACCGACAUGUGGAUGGGAAGGCUGCGGAUGCGGAAGAACCCUGGCCUGAAGGUUAUCAUGGGGAUUCUUCUUCCCCCUACCAUCUUGUUUUUGGAAUUUCGCACCUAUGAUGAUUUCUCGUAUCAAACAUCCAAAGAAAACGAGGAUGGCAAAGAAAAAGAAGAGGAGAAUAUGGAUGCAAACGCAGAUGCUGGCUCAAGAAAGGGGGACGAGGAGAACGAGCACAAAAAGCAAAAAAGUAUUCCCAUCGGAACAAAGAUCUGUGAAUUCUAUAAUGCACCCAUUGUCAAGUUCUGGUUUUACACGAUAUCGUACUUGGGGUACCUGCUGCUGUUUAACUAUGUUAUCCUGGUGCGGAUGGACGGCUGGCCCUCCCUCCAGGAGUGGAUCGUCAUUUCCUACAUUGUGAGCCUGGCCUUGGAGAAGAUACGAGAGAUCCUCAUGUCAGAACCAGGCAAACUCAGCCAGAAAAUCAAAGUUUGGCUUCAGGAGUACUGGAACAUCACAGAUCUUGUGGCCAUUUCCACUUUCAUGAUUGGAGCAAUUCUUCGCCUACAGAACCAGCCCUAUAUGGGCUACGGCCGCGUGAUCUACUGUGUGGAUAUCAUCUUCUGGUACAUCCGCGUCCUGGACAUCUUUGGUGUCAACAAGUAUCUGGGGCCAUAUGUGAUGAUGAUUGGAAAGAUGAUGAUCGACAUGCUGUACUUUGUGGUCAUCAUGCUGGUUGUGCUCAUGAGUUUCGGAGUAGCCCGUCAAGCCAUUCUGCACCCAGAGGAGAAGCCUUCUUGGAAACUGGCCCGAAACAUCUUCUACAUGCCCUACUGGAUGAUCUAUGGAGAGGUGUUUGCAGACCAGAUAGACCGUAAGAGUAGAAUUCAUAUCUACGCCAUGGAAAUUAAUCCUCCUUGUGGUGAGAACCUAUAUGAUGAGGAGGGCAAGCGGCUUCCUCCCUGUAUCCCUGGUGCCUGGCUCACACCAGCACUCAUGGCGUGUUACCUACUGGUGGCCAACAUCUUGCUGGUGAACCUGCUGAUUGCUGUGUUCAACAAUACCUUCUUCGAAGUAAAAUCCAUAUCCAACCAGGUGUGGAAGUUCCAGCGAUAUCAGCUUAUUAUGACGUUUCACGACAGGCCCGUCCUACCCCCACCGAUGAUCAUUUUAAGCCACAUCUAUAUCAUCGUUAUGCGUCUCAGUGCCCACUGCAGGAAAAAGAGAGAAGGGGACCAAGAGGAACAGGAUCGUGGAUUGAAGCUGUUCCUCAGCGAUGAGGAGCUGAAGAGGCUGCACGAGUUCGAGGAGCAGUGCGUGCAGGAGCACUUCCGGGAGAAGGAGGACGAGCAGCAGUCGUCCAGCGACGAGCGCAUCCGCGUCACUUGUGAGAGGUUUUAUUUCCUCGAAACAGUGAGGAAGUUCCUAGGUGAUGAUUGUGCAUUGGAUAUAGAAGGGAAUGACAUUUAUUGCAAAUAUUCUGGGCCAAAAGAAAACCUAACAAUUCUUGCCUACCUUCACCCUCUACCCCAAAGUGGGGGCGUUUCCACAAGAGUUGAAAAUAUGUCAAUGAGGUUGGAAGAAAUCAAUGAAAGAGAAACUUUUAUGAAAACUUCCCUGCAGACUGUUGACCUUCGACUUGCUCAGCUGGAAGAAUUAUCUAACAGAAUGGUGAACGCUCUUGAAAAUCUUGUGGGAAUCGACAGGUCUGACCUGAUCCAGGCAAGGUCCCGGGCUUCUUCUGAAUGUGAGGCGACGUAUCUUCUGCGGCAAAGCAGCAUCAAUAGCGCUGAUGGUUACAGCUUGUAUCGAUAUCAUUUUAAUGGAGAAGAGUUAUUGUUUGAGGAUACUUCUCUCUCCAUGUCACCGGGGACAGGAGUCAGGAAAAAAACCUGUUCCUUCCGUAUAAAGGAAGAGAAGGAUGCAAAAACACAUUUAGUCCCAGAACGUCAAAACAGCCUUCACCUUUCACCAGGCACCAGCACAUCAGCAAGCCCAGAUGGCAGUCACCUUGCUGUAGAUGACUUAAAGAACGCUGAAGAGUCAAAAUUAGGUCCAGAUACUUGGAUCUCAAAGGAAGAUGAUGAAAGACAGGCAGACUCUAAAAAAGAAGAAACUAUUUCUCCAAGUUUAAAUAAAACAGAUCUGAUACCUGGACAGGACAAAUCAGACGUUCAAAACACUCAGCUAACAGUGGAAACGACAAAUACAGAAGGCACUGUUUCCUAUCCCCUGGAAGAAACCAAAAUUACACGCUAUUACCCUGAUGAAACGUUCAAUACUUUUAAAACAAUGAAGUCCAGAAGCAUCAUGUAUUCCCGGGGGAGAAAGCUGGUCAGUGGGGUUAACCAGGAUGUAGAGUACAGUUCAGUCAUGGACCAGCAAUGGACGACGGAAUGGAAAUGCCAAGUUCAGAAGAUCACACGCUCUCAUAGCACAGAUAUUCCUUACAUUGUGUCAGAAGCUGCAGUGCAAGCCGAGCAUAAAGAGCAGUUUGUAGAUAUGGAAGAUGAACACUGUGUCGCUGAAGCAAUUCCUCGAAUCCCUCGCUUAUCCCUAACCAUUACCGACAGAAAUGAGAUAGAAAACUUACUGUCUGUGAAAUCAGAUCAAACUUUGGGAUUCCCAUCUCUCAGGUCAAAAAGUUUACAUGGACAUCCUAGGAAUGUAAAAUCCAUUCAGGGAAAGUUAGACAGAUCUGGACAUGCCAGUAGCGUAAGUAGCUUAGUAAUUGUGUCUGGAAUUACAGCGGAAGAAGAAAAGGUUAAGAAAGAGAAAGCUUCCACGGAAACUGAAUGCUAGUCUGUUUCUUUGUUUUCAAUAGUCAGAGUCACUAAUGGGUGUCAUCUUGGCCAUCUAAACAUCAUCAGUUUCUGAAAACAUUUUCUUUAAAAAAUUUUGGAAAUUCAGACUUGAUUUAAAAUUUAAUGCACUAAAAGUAGUGUUUUGUUAGCAUAUGUUAGUAGGCUUAGUUUUUUCAGUUGGACUAGUAUCAGUUGAAAGUGACAAUACUAUAAUGAAGAUAAAUUGGCUAAUCAGUAUACAAAAUUAUACAAUCUCUUUAUUACUGAGGGCCACCAGAUAGCCUAGGAAGUGCCCUUGAGCACUGAAGUCACCGUUAGGUCACAUAAGAAAUAAGCAACUGGCUGGGCACAGUGGCUCAUGCCUGUAAUCCUAGCAUUUUGGGAGACCAAGACAGAAAGAUCACUUGAGUCCAGGAGUUUCAGACCAGCCUGGGCAACAUGUGAUACUCCAUCUCU